CGCACAUACAUCCUCCACACACACACACACACACACACACUUCGCAACGUAUUUCCUUCAGCACAAGAGGCGAAAUGGGAAUUGUUCCGGAAUUCUUCGGGAAAAAAAGGGGUAAUGUGUCUGAUGGCUGGAUUAGAAGGAUGUGGAUUCUGCCAUGAGAAAACCCUCAUCAGUGUUUCCUGGCUCUGUGAUCACUAACUGUGACCUAACAUAACCUGGCUAACCCAAGCGAUGGAGAUUUGAGGCAAAAAUCAAGAAAAAAACCCCUCUCACAUCGUAAUCAAACAUGGCAAACAUCACACAUGUGGCAGUAGUAUUUGUGGACCCCCACAGCCAAACUCCAGCAGAUGAGCAUGAUCCUUACCUAGACCUUUAUGAUACGGACUAUGGGAUUCCAGCCGAGGAAAUGCCGGACACCACUCAGGGCCUGGCCUAUUUUGUGGCCACCAUUGUUAUCGGAGUGGUUCUUGUUUGCAUUAUGCUUGUGUGCGGCAUUGGUAACUUCCUGUUUAUAGCAACCCUGGCUCGCUACAAGAAGUUGCGAAAUCUCACCAAUCUUCUGAUCGCAAACUUGGCCAUCUCUGAUUUCCUUGUGGCGGUUGUGUGCUGCCCUUUCUUGGUGGACUACUAUGUGGUGAAACAGCUGUCCUGGGACCACGGGAAAGUGCUGUGUGCCUGCAUUAACUACCUCCAAACCGUGUCUCUGUACGUGUCCACCAAUGCCUUAUUGGCCAUCGCUGUUGACAGGUACAUGGCAAUCAUUCACCCAUUAAGGCCCAGGAUGAAACAUCAGACUGCAUACUGUUUGAUAACAGGUGUGUGGAUUGUUCCAGUCAUCAUAUCCAUACCUUCUGCUUACUUUACAUCUGCAACCAAAGUGCCUUAUGGUGCCAAUCGCAGUAAAACCUUCUGCGCUCAGAUCUGGACAGUGGACCAGCAGUUUUACUACCGUUCCUAUUACCUUUUCAUUUUUGCCGUGGAGUUCCUGUGCCCAGUCCUGAGCAUGGCCCUGUGCUAUAUGCGCAUCUCUAGAGAGCUUUGGUUCAAAAGCGUGCCCGGUUUCCAGACAGAUCAGAUCCGGAAGCGCUUGCGUUGCCGGAGAAAGACGGUCAUGGUGCUCAUUGGGAUCCUCACGGCAUACAUCCUCUGCUGGACUCCUUAUUACGGCUACACCAUCCUGCGUGACUUUUACCCGACACUCAUCUCCAGGGAGAAGAAUUCACUGGUGGCGUUUUACAUUAUCGAGUGCAUUGCCAUGAGCAACAGUAUGAUCAACACCUUCUGCUUCGUCAGUGUGAAGAAUAACACAGCAGUGUACUUCAAGAGGAUCGUGCUGCUACGCUGGAAAUCUACUUACACCUCUAGAAAGACAGAUGUGAGGACACUGUCCAUGCCUGUGACUGAGGAAAUUGAUUGCAUACAGCUGGGGUAAAACAUUUGCAGCUGACUUUGGCCAUUAAAGACCUUAAGCAGAUUUGGGUCACGUAGCUGUAAACUUUGACAUUGUUUGGGAAAUUCAUCGUAGAGGUUUUUUCUUUGGCUGUGUCGAUAACCUUUGGCAGUUUUACUGAAUGUAAACAAACAAAAAAGCUUUCCAUUAAGCAGUUCAGUUUUAUCUACAACACAUUAGAUUCAAUUUGAAUUCAACCCCAUUCACAUUUAAGUCACAUACGUUGUUUACCUUUUAAUAUGUAUCUCUAUCUGUGUUGGUAAGCUGUACCGUGGUUUUGGUGAUAAAAGUCCUUUUUCAGUGAAAAAUGUGCAAUUUUCAUAUUUAAGGGUUUAUCAAUUAAACCCAAGCAAGUGAGUAUCUCUCUAAUGUUCUUUUGUGGGUUUAUUUCGAUUUGUUUGUGGUAUUAUUCUCUUGAGUGCCUCUAAGUAGAUUCAUAAUGCUGUGUUCUUCAUAUAAUAAAGAUGUUAGUAGAUCAUUUCAAGUGGAUUUCUCAUGAACUUGCUAUUAUUUAGAAAUCCUGACCAAUGGAUUAUUUCUAAGAGUUGUUUAGUCAUUUUAUAGUGACUUUUUUGUAUUGUCUCUUUGUAUUGUCUAUUGUGCAUGAAGUUAAGACAAAUAAAAUUAAACUAGAGAUGAAAAUGUCCUCUUAUACUCUUUGUAAUACAUACAGUCGAUACUAAAAGACAUUGAAUUGAUAUUUUUUGUGUGAUAUCAAUGUGAUUAUUUUGGAUGCUAAAAAAA
This is a messenger RNA of Hemibagrus wyckioides, 2194 nucleotides long. It is a transcript of the gene prokr1b, whose product is annotated as prokineticin receptor 1b. The record is from RefSeq and is a predicted model, not a curated record. The coding region runs from base 287 to 1432 and encodes 381 amino acids. NCBI's taxonomy places the organism in Eukaryota, Metazoa, Chordata, Actinopteri, Siluriformes, Bagridae. Gene Ontology annotation, cellular component: membrane. The transcript has 3 exons. Gene Ontology annotation, molecular function: neuropeptide Y receptor activity. Gene Ontology annotation, biological process: neuropeptide signaling pathway.